Molecule: messenger RNA, 2816 nt
Organism: Pezoporus flaviventris
Lineage: Eukaryota; Metazoa; Chordata; Aves; Psittaciformes; Psittacidae
Gene: FSTL4
Product: follistatin like 4
Exons: 16
Coding region: 163-2688 (841 amino acids)
Biological process (GO): regulation of BMP signaling pathway; cell differentiation; multicellular organism development
Molecular function (GO): protein binding; calcium ion binding
Source: RefSeq, a predicted model, not a curated record
GGACCGGAGCGCUGCCGUCCCCGCCCGGGCUGCGGGGAGCGCGCCCGUGGGAACCGCGCUGCUUUCCGCUCCGCGAGUGAGCGCAGCGCUCGGGGCUCCGGAUGCCGCCGCUGCAGCCGCCUCCCGCGGACUCCCCCAUCCGGGCGCGGUAACAGACGUGAAAUGAUGAGAUCAAGAAGCUUUUGGUUGUCUCUUGUAUUGCUUGGGGUUUCCCUGCUGCUCACGAGGGGAUGGAUGGCUGAAGACAGGAGCAGAAGGCUGUAUUUGGAUGCGGGGAGAUCGCAUCAAGAGGACUCCAGAAGGUUUGAAGUUACAAGAAGAAAAGUGCUUUAUGGGGAUGAUGGCCUGCAUGCAUCGUGUGAGCAGAAGUACUGUGGCCGGGGCAGUAAGUGUGUGGUGAACAAGGACACCAACCAGCCCGAGUGCAGAUGUGUGGAGGAUUGCAAGUCCAGCUACAUGCCCGUGUGUGGAUCUGAUGGCAAAUUUUAUGAGAAUCAUUGUCAACUGCAUCGAGCCUCCUGCCUGCAGAGGAAGAAAAUCUACAUUAUCCACAGCAAGGAUUGUUUCUUCAAAGGUGACACCUGUACCAUGGCAGACUACAGCCGCCUCAAAAGCAUCCUCCUGGACCUGCAGGCUCAUCGGCAAAGCCUGCCGAGCAUCCCAGCCAAGGACAGAGUAUCCCAGAAGCGCUUUUUAGUUGAAGAUCUGUUUAAGCACUUGGAUGUGAACAGCGAUGGGCACCUCAGCAGCUCCGAACUGGCGCAGCUAAUGAAGGAGGAGGACCUGGAAGAUGAUUUGUUGGAUUGUAGCCUAGAAGACCUUCUCCGGUUUGAUGAUUACAACAGUGAUGGUCACUUAACGCUGCAGGAGCUCUACACAGCCUUCCAGGUGGUCCAGCUGAGCCUGCCAGAGGACCAGAAGGUCAGCGUUACCACCAUCACUGUUGGGCUGAGCACCGUUCUGACGUGCAGCAUCCGUGGGGCGCUGCGGCCUCCCAUCAUCUGGAAGCGCAACGGCGUCAUCCUCAACUUCCUCAACUUGGAGGACAUCAAUGACUUUGGAGAAGACGAUUCCCUCUACAUCACCAAGGUAACAACUAUUCACAUGGGCAAUUACACCUGUCAUGCCUACGGCUAUGAAGAGCUGUAUCAGACCCACAUCCUUCAGGUGAAUGUGCCACCAGUGAUUCGCGUGUACCCGGAAACGCAGGCGCAGGAGCCCGGCGUGUCGGCGAGCCUCAGAUGUCACGCCGAAGGCAUCCCUAAUCCCCGAAUUACCUGGCUAAAGAACGGCAUUGAUAUCAUGCCAAAACUAUCCAAACAACUAAUGCUUCUAGCAAACGGGAGUGAACUUCAUAUCAGUAGCGUGCGAUAUGAAGACACUGGUGCCUACACCUGCAUUGCUAAAAACGAGGUGGGAGUGGACGAGGACAUAUCAUCACUUUUCAUAGAGGAUUCGGCAAGAAAGACCCUUGCAAACAUACUGUGGCGAGAGGAAGGCCUGAGUGUUGGGAAUAUGUUCUAUGUCUUUUCUGAUGAUGGGAUCACAGUCCUUCAGCCAAACGAAUGUGAAAUCCGGAGACACAUCAGGCCCGAAGAGAGGAUUUUCACAAGUUAUGAAGAGAUCUGUCCUAAAGUGGAAGGUGAAGGCACUCAGUCCUGCCUCUGGGCUUCAGCGGUCAAUGUCAGAGACAAGUACAUUUAUGCGACGCAGCCUAAGCUCAGUAGAGUAGUGAUAAUUGAUAUCCAGACUCAGAAAGCCAUACAGUCCUUGGAUGUUGACCCAUUACCAACCAAAUUACAUUAUGACAAGUCCCACGACCAAGUGUGGGUGCUUAGCUGGGGUGACAUGCGGAAAUCCUCACCAACGCUGCAGGUAAUACCAGAGGCAAGCGCAGGGGAGGAGCAGCAUGUUAUCCGCACACCGUUUGAAGGAGUGGAUGAUUUUUUUAUACCACCUACAAAUCUUAUUAUUAAUCACGUUAGGUUUGGUUUCAUCUUUAACAAAUCGAAGUCAGCAGUUCACAAAAUUGACCUGGAAACUGUGACCCACAUCAAGACUAUCAGCUUCAGAAACCAUAGCUGCAUACCACAGGCCAUGGCUUAUACCCACCUGGGUGGUUACUUCUUUGUCCAGUGUAGGAAGAAUAGGUCGAUGGCUGCGUCACCACAGCUCAUCAUUGACAGUGUCACUGAUGCUGUCAUCGGCCCCAACAGCGACGUCUCGGGCACGCCAUACAUCUCACCGGAUGGACGCUAUUUGGUCAGUGCGGAUGAAGACAGUGGCAGGAUCAGAGUCCAGGCUCUAACUGUCCGCGGGGAAAUCACAUUGAUUUAUGACUUACAAACAGACAUACACAUAUCUGAUCUGACAUUUCAACCCUCGUUUACUGAAGGCAACCAGUACUAUAUAUAUGCUACUUCACAUUUGCAAACAGAUGUGCUUUUUGUAGAGCUGUCAACGGGGAAAAUGAAUGUACUGAAGAAUUUGAAGGACCCUAUCACAUCCAAAGACUGGCCCUGGAGCAGCUACAACAGAAUUAUGAAAGACAGUGGAUUAUUUGGACAGUAUCUCAUUACACCAGCUAAAGAGUCAUUGUUUGUUAUAAAUGGGAGGCAAAAUACGUUACGCUGUGAGGUUUCAGGUAUAAGGAGGGGUAACACAGUGGUCUGGGUUGGGGAGGUAUGAAGGGCAAUAGCAGUAGAGCCUUCAGCAGGCAAGUACCGGUUGGACCUUUACACUGCAACAACUGAGCAGUAGCAUUGUAUAUUUUUACACUGGGGGGAAAAAAAUAAGAAAAAAACAAAAAAACCCUG